CCGUCCUUCUGAAUUGAAAGGCCUCGUAUGAAGAGUUCCUUCGCAGGUAAAAUUCGUUUAUUUGGAUAUAGAGCCGCUUUAGAGCCCAACAGACUUGCAUCAGCAAUCUUUUAUGGGCAAUCAGCAAUCCAAAUGGAAGAGGAGGGCUCAGAGGCCAUUCUUUAAUUCAUCUCCUUAUGUCCCUCUUGGCUCUUCUUCUCCCUCUUCUCAAGCCCAACCAUUACUAGAUCCUUAUAGUCCUUUGGAAGCAAACUAUCCACAGUUGCCUAAUUUUGCUCAUGAAAAGAUUGAUGAAGAUUAUAAAAGGGAAAGUGAAGCACUUAGGAAGAAAAUUUUGGACCUUGAGAAGAAAGUCAAUGAACUGAUGCAGAAAGUCAAUGAACUACAGUUGAGGCAACCAAAGGUGCUGCAUGUGAAAGACCAUGGAGCUGACAUUCAAAAGGAUCAUGAGAAAACUUCCACUCUUGAAUUGGAGAUAAACAAAAUGAAAGAGAGGCUCAUCAUGCUCGAAGUUUGUUCCAUCAGUGGUUCUGUGGGGAAUGGAAUCAAUGUUGCAACAACACACGAACAAAGUUCUAUUGUUGAACGCCAGGCAAAUCAGUUGCAGUCGGAGAUCAUGCCUUUACAUUCCGCCGCUAAUAAUGGCACUGAAAAAAUUGAACGCCAGAAAUCUAUCCAAUUUGAGGAAGACUUGCAUGCUGGACUCAUCAUUGUCAUAUUUCUGAUUUCCGUACUUAUGGGGAUGCUUAUGAAAUGAAUUUCACAAGUUUCUUCAGAUUGAUCUGGC
Elaeis guineensis (African oil palm) is the source of this 787-nucleotide messenger RNA. RefSeq lists its product as uncharacterized. The record is from RefSeq and is a predicted model, not a curated record. NCBI's taxonomy places the organism in Eukaryota, Viridiplantae, Streptophyta, Magnoliopsida, Arecales, Arecaceae.